Messenger RNA from Brassica oleracea var. oleracea, 1453 nucleotides. Its product is annotated as protein TRANSPARENT TESTA GLABRA 1. Gene Ontology annotation, cellular component: nucleus. The coding region runs from base 150 to 1163 and encodes 337 amino acids. The transcript has 2 exons. The record is from RefSeq and is a predicted model, not a curated record. NCBI's taxonomy places the organism in Eukaryota, Viridiplantae, Streptophyta, Magnoliopsida, Brassicales, Brassicaceae. Gene Ontology annotation, molecular function: protein binding.
CUGACUGAGUCAGAGGGUUCAGCUCAGCUCAGCUCAGCUCCGGCUCCAAAUCGCAACUGACACUGACCGUGGAACUUUCCAUCGUCGCCAAGAAUCUUAUACCGAAUCAAAUCCAUCUCACAUUUUUUCCGGCGAGAGAGAGAGAGACGAUGGACAACUCAGCUCCAGACUCUUUACCUAGAUCGGAAACUGCCGUCACCUACGACUCUCCGUACCCCCUCUACGCGAUGUCCUUCUCCUCCUCCACCCACCGAAUCGCCGUCGGGAGCUUCCUCGAGGACUACAACAACCGCAUCGACAUCCUCUCCUUCGACUCCGACUCCAUGUCCCUCAAGCCCCUCCCAUCCCUCUCCUUCGAGCACCCUUACCCUCCCACCAAGCUCAUGUUCAGCCCCCCCUCCCUCCGCCGCAGCGGCGGGGGCGACCUCCUCGCCUCCUCCGGCGACUUCCUCCGCCUCUGGGAGGUCAACGAAGACUCCUCCUCCGCGGAGCCAGUAUCGGUCCUCAACAACAGCAAGACGAGCGAGUUCUGCGCGCCGCUGACCUCCUUCGACUGGAACGACGUGGAGCCGAAGCGGUUAGGCACGUGCAGCAUCGACACCACGUGCACGAUCUGGGACGUGGAGAGGUCCGUGGUGGAGACGCAGCUCAUCGCGCACGACAAGGAGGUCCACGACAUCGCGUGGGGGGAGGCUAGGGUUUUCGCGUCGGUCUCCGCCGACGGAUCGGUGAGGAUCUUCGAUCUGCGCGACAAGGAGCACUCCACCAUCAUCUACGAGAGCCCCCAGCCCGAUACGCCGCUCCUGAGGCUCGCGUGGAACAAGCAGGACUUGAGGUGUAUGGCGACGAUUCUGAUGGAUUCGAAUAAGGUUGUGAUUCUCGACAUUCGAUCGCCGACGAUGCCUGUCGCGGAGCUUGAAAGGCACCAGGGGAGUGUGAACGCGAUUGCGUGGGCGCCGCAGAGCUGUAAGCAUAUCUGCUCGGGUGGGGAUGACGCGCAGGCUCUUAUCUGGGAGUUGCCGACGAUGGCUGGACCGAAUGGGAUUGAUCCGUUAUCGGUUUACUCGGCCGGUUCGGAGAUUAACCAGUUGCAGUGGUCGGCUUCUCUGCCUGAUUGGAUUGGCAUUGCGUUUGCUAACAAAAUGCAGCUCCUUAGAGUUUGAGUUGGUGUCAGAUGCAGAUGGGGAAGUGAUCAAAAUGGGAGAUAGCAUAAUAGACCCGUGUAACCAGUGCGUAAGCUUAGUGGGAUUUGGUGCAACCACAUUCUGGUUUCUUUGAUUCGCUAUGCGUCUCUGCAUCUAUGUGAUUGUAACUAAGACUUUAUUCGUUUGGUGUACCAAAUGCUCUACUAUUUUAUUAUCUCUGUUUGUGUAUAAACCAAACCAGGAUAAUAAUGUUAUUGCGGUGGUUUCUGGUGUUUGGAUUUGUAGUUGGAGUAAAAUGGCAUCUACUU